This is a messenger RNA of Pomacea canaliculata, 2215 nucleotides long. RefSeq lists its product as uncharacterized. Bases 493 to 2118 code for a protein of 541 amino acids. The record is from RefSeq and is a predicted model, not a curated record. The transcript has 12 exons. Gene Ontology annotation, molecular function: protein binding. NCBI's taxonomy places the organism in Eukaryota, Metazoa, Mollusca, Gastropoda, Architaenioglossa, Ampullariidae.
UGGCAAGGUGGGAAACCCAGACCCAGCGGGUAAGGGGGUGGGGGCGCCCCACGUGACGUCACGACCGACUGGCUGCGCGCGCAGUGACAACAGAGCGCCGCUGGGAUAGUGGCAGCAGACGUCUCACCAUUCGACGAAGCGGGAGGAGCGCGCGCAGUGGCGCUGACACCACUCGUAAAAAGGAAACGUGUUACGUGUUGAGGAUUCCACCAUGGUCCUUGGGAUUAGCGCUCGGUGGUGAAGGCGACAAGAGAUACUGCCGCAGCUGCUGCACAGCGAGGGCUUGCCGCUCCCUCCCCCUCUCAACCUCAUCGCAGCAUAAUGAACACGACCUCCGCCUGACAACAACGCGACUGGAGAGAAAGCGUUGCUGCAAGACCGCGUCAGCCACGGGCUGCAUGCGUCCGUGCGUGUGUGUGAGUGGGGGUGACGGGGGAAGAGAGAGAGAGGGAAAGGGGAGAGAAGAAAAAGGAAGGAUACCAGUCCACAACAAUGGCCGGCACGAGCAUCGUUGAAGACUGGUUGCGCUCUCUCAAUCUCGUGCAGUACACGCAGGCGUUCAUAGAUAAUGGCUACGACGACCUGGAGGUGUGCAAGCAGAUCGGCGAGGAUGAUCUAGAUGCCAUCGGCGUCCGCAAGGACUCGCACAGAGAGGCCCUGCUGCAAGCGGUGCAGGCUCUGCGAGAGGAAGGGGGCACGGCAGUGUAUUUCACGUUGGAGGAGACGGGGGUCACCCGAGCCGACCCACAUCGUGGCAGCAUCGCAACAUCUCCCAGGACCAGUUUGAAUGGCGGAGGAGGAAGUACCGUUGGAGGAAUGGUUCGCGACGACGCAAAAUCCGUUGUAUUGGGGACGAACGGUGGUGACACGAUGACAACAAAACCUUCCGCCAGCAGCAGCAACAGCAGCAACGGUGGUGGCAGCAGCGGUACCGCAGCUGUGUCUGGCAAUGGAGCGACUGCUUGCAGCAUCGGUGGCAGGAGCGAAGACAGUGCUGAUCCGUUUAAUGUGUCAGAGACCGCGGCGGUUCCCAGAGUCGCAUCCAAGCAACAGCCCCCCGGGGUGGGAGCCACGGCUCCGUCGGCCGAACACCUGCCAGUGACGGGACAUGUCGGAGGCAGUGUUGGUGGUAAUGUUCGCCGUAUGGAUGCGUACGACGUGGGGAAGAAGGCCCUGCUGACUUACCCCAAGGUCCAGCUGAAGGGUAUUCUUGGAGAAAAACUCUAUGAAGAUGAGAUCUACCUGGCCAACCCACCCUACACAACACAGGAGGGCCUGCUGUGCAGAAGCAGCAUCCUGGCGCUGGCUGUGAAGUACGCCGAGGAACUGCAGACGCACCUUGGUCACGUGAUGGAGAGCCUGGAGGAACUCUGGAACUACGCCUUAACGUCCGGAGAAUACUCGCCAAUCCACGGAAGCAUUCCUCUUCACCAGGUGUACGGGCACCCGACUCCACAUUUCGGGUACGGCUUAGGCCAGCGGGGUCUGCCACCACCUUUGCCUACCUGCCCACCCGCUUGUUGGGGUUAUUACCCAUACGCAGUGAUGUUGCCUACCACGAGCCAUAUUGAGCGGUGUUCAGACCUGCAGCAUCACCUGGAGACUGGACACAGACACGAUAUACAUGCUCACCAGAACUAUGUCGCCAUAGACGGAGGUGUUUGUUGUAUUUUUCCUCGAAAAAUUAUUCCAGAUCCCAGCUGUGCUGGAGAAGAGGGAAAAAAGAAGGGUUCUACAUGGGGGCGGUUUCUGCGCAAUCUAGGAAUAAGGAGAUCAGGAAGAAAAAACAGUUACAAACAACAACAAGGUGACCUUAUGGCCUAUGAAAUUACCAUGAGCGAUGAGGACCGCAUGGCGCUGAUGCAGAUGGUGAAGGAGGGAAAGAUAUCAACGGAGACGGCUGUGUCGGUGGUAAAGCAGUUUGAGGAAGAGCAGCGAAGACGAAAUGCCGGACAUGAUGAUGAAGGAAAAGAAAAUAAUGCAGGUGCUGCAGGUGCUGCUGGUUCCAAAAAGGGAUCACUUGGCAAAAGAAGAAAGGCUCAUCAAAGACAAGCAAGUCUCAGACAAAUGUGCACACAGGUUCGGAGGUACCUCGAUGUAACAUCUGCCACACAGUGAUGUCCACUACUGAUUAUGAACAGCCUUUAAAUCAGGUUCCAUGUGACCACCAGAUGGCAUCAGGAUGCUAUCGUCAGCGCCGGGUCCACAGUGUCAG